AGAGAAAGUGAAAGUAAAGAGUGUAGCUGUGUUUAUAUCUCUGUCCGAGUGUUCUUUUUAUCUCUCUGAGCUUCUGGUCUUUCGUCUUCACUGCAGAAUGAAGAAAGUCUACUUUAUGAAGCUUGGGAACACCUUGAAUGCUGAUUUGGACUUUAAGAAAGAACUCAAGAACUCAGUGAACCUACGUGAAGUGUCCUCAGUGAUGGAGAGUGAUGUCGUCAUGGCGUUUGUGCCCAUCGUGUCUCGAGCUGGGACUGACAUUGAAGCUGCGCUUAAAAAGAUUCCUGAGUUCCGGCCCGUUGUUCUGGUGGUUCUCCACUACACAUUCGAUCCAUAUUUCGUGGCUCCAAACAGCAGACGGUGUGUGAACAACACAGAUGUGUUCACUGUGGACUGCCUGUUUCAUGAAGACCGAGGUCUGCUGAGAUGCCAACGCAACGACGAGGCUCUGAGAGCAGUGAAAGACCAUCUAGAAGCAGGGGGGUCUUCAUCCAGCAACCUCAUGUUUCAGAUGACAGAGUAUGCCCGGUGGAUGGUAUUUAUCUUCCUGUUUAUUCUCAUGGCUCCCAUGGACAAGUUCUUCCAUAUCAAGUGGCAUACCAGGAUUUUACUUGUAUGUAUCUUCCUAGUGAUCCUCUACAUCUAUGACAUCGAGGAGCUGAUUUUCAGCACUUUAUUCCCUUCAACGCAACCAGCCAACACUGACACGGAACAAAAGCCUGAAAUGUUUCACAAUUUAAACCCUUUUUUACCACAGAAUAUAAGUGUGAAUAUAAGCCAGACUGUAACAAACCACAAUACAAGCAAGAAUAUAGAUCAGAACAUAACACAGAAUUAACAUGAGAAUAUGAAUGCUUAGUUAAGAAAAUACAGCAUUAUGAAGCUAUCAGUUUAGCUUGCAGAAGGAAUCUCUCUCAUGGGUUCUUGUUGUGAGUUUUGGUUGCUCUUGUGUUCUUACUCUGAAGGCCAGAUUAGAUCAAAUCAAACUUUUACAUUCAAAUUACUGCGCUCCAUUUUUCUGCGCUAGAAAUGCGCACCCUCUCCGCUUUUAGACUCUUUGGCCCGUUUUUUUUUGCGCUAGAAAUGCGCACUCUCUCCGCUUUUUAAUUUUUCCCCCGUUUUUUUGCGCUAGAAAUGCGCACUCUCUCCACUUUUAGACUCUUUGCCCCGUUUUUCUGUGCUAGAAAUGCGCACCCUCUCCGCUUUUAGACUCUUUGCCCCGUUUUUCUGCGCUAGAAAUGCACAUUCUCUCCGCUUGUGGACUCUUUGGCCCGUUUUUCUGCGCUAGAAAUGCGCACCCUCUCUGCUUUUAGACUCUUUGCCGCGUUUUUCUGCGCUAGAAAUGCACACUCUCUCCGCUUGUGGACUCUUUGGCCCGUUUUUCUGCACUAGAAAUGCACACUCUCUCCGCUUUUAAACUUUUUGCCCCGUUUUUCUGCGCUAGAAAUGAGCACCCUCUCUGCUUUUAGACUCUUUGGCCCAUUUUGCAGCGCUAGAAAUGCGCACUCUCUCUGCUUUUAGACUCUUUGGCCCUUUUUUCUGUGCUAGAAAUGCUCUCUCCGCUCCAAAAAAGGAAACGGGCCGCAAAUGGCCCGCGGGCCGUAGUUUGGACACCCCUGUUCUAGAUCAUUCUAGAUUGUUUACUUCAGUUCUUACAGUUGCAAACUAUUCUCCCAUUCACAUUCUGUAGUUCUUAUUAUAUCCAUAUUUGGCACGCAGGGUCUAACCUCGAUUUCCAUUGCAGAAAUUAAAUAAUUUGCUGUGCUGGUCAAGAGCCAAUCCGCUCAACCAGCUAAUUUAAAGGAGAACUCUGGUGUAAAAUGGAUUUUUGUUGUAGUAAAACAUGAUAAAAAGUACUUACCUUUGAUGAAUAGCACACCUCCGCUCUUACACAGCGUUCCGAGAUACAAUGUUCUAAACAGUUCUAUAACUUUCUUCUUAUUCGCAUUUUCAAAAAAGUUCCCCCUUAUUCACGUUGUUCUUGAGUAUAAUCCCUGUUUCCACAGUUUUAGAAUAUGUUCCCUUUUUACAGUCAUUUUUGACACUGUUCUGGAAUGCUCAUUAACAUUUACAUUGUUUUAAUAUGCUCUCCACCAUUAAAAUGGCAUGCUAUAGAAUUCCCCCAGUCAUAGUCUUUCAUGUUGUUUCUCUAAUGUUCUCUCAUUAACAUGGUUUUAAGAUGCAGCUGUCUUUUCGACAACUUCAUUGAAAUGCAUUUGCAGAAGGUUCUCAGGCUACAGGGCGAGAUAUAUAUGGUGAGAAUUGGGACAAGGCAAAAUAUUCUGGUGUAGGGCCUGUAGAACUACAGUAAAAUAGAUAAAAAUCAGAAAUCUGUAAUUAUUGUAGUCUGUAAAGGUGGAUUAGCUGAAACCUUGUGUGAACAGAAGUGUUUUGAGUCUGGAUUUUACUGUAUAUAUAUAUAUAUAUAUAUAUAUAUAUAUAUA
Astyanax mexicanus (Mexican tetra) is the source of this 2444-nucleotide messenger RNA. RefSeq lists its product as uncharacterized. Lineage: Eukaryota; Metazoa; Chordata; Actinopteri; Characiformes; Acestrorhamphidae. The record is from RefSeq and is a predicted model, not a curated record. The coding region runs from base 98 to 838 and encodes 246 amino acids. The transcript has 4 exons.